AUGGCAGUACAUCGCCUGCAGGAGCAGGAGCUCUCCUCUUCGGUCCAGGAGACCCCACCCAGACUGGCCUCCCCCUCGUCUGACUCCAGCUCUCCCCUGGCUGCUUGUCAGAGAUGCCAGGCUUUCCCCAACACUGGCCUCUGGAUAAACCUGUGGAACGUCGGGCCCGGCGACAGUCUAAACUGCGAGCCGGAGAAGAUGAAAGGCUCCCAAAGAGAGUUUACAAAUCGAGUCCAAGUUGGCUGCCGAGAGCUGCGUUCUACCAAAUACAUUUCCGAUGGCCAGUGUACCAGCAUCAACCCCCUCAAGGAGCUGGUGUGUGCUGGGGAGUGCUUACCCCUUCCCGUCCUCCCCAACUGGAUCGGAGGAAGCUUCGGCACCAAAUACUGGAGCCGGAGGAGCUCCCAGGAAUGGCGGUGUGUCAACGACAAGACACGCACCCAGCGGAUCCAGCUCCAGUGCCAGGACGGAAGCACUCGGACCUACAAGAUCACCGUGGUCACCGCCUGCAAGUGCAAGAGGUACACUCGGCAGCACAACGAGUCAAGCCACAACUACGAGAGCAUGUCACCCGCCAAGCCCGCGUCGCACCACAAGGAGAGGAAACGGGCCAGCAAAGCUAGCAAGCACAGCCUGAGCUAG
This is a messenger RNA of Gracilinanus agilis (Agile Gracile Mouse Opossum), 642 nucleotides long. RefSeq names its product sclerostin domain containing 1 (gene SOSTDC1). Gene Ontology annotation, molecular function: BMP binding. Gene Ontology annotation, biological process: negative regulation of BMP signaling pathway; negative regulation of Wnt signaling pathway. The transcript has 2 exons. The coding region runs from base 1 to 642 and encodes 213 amino acids. NCBI's taxonomy places the organism in Eukaryota, Metazoa, Chordata, Mammalia, Didelphimorphia, Didelphidae. The record is from RefSeq and is a predicted model, not a curated record.